CCUUAAGCUCCUUGAAAAUCAGAACAACAACCCUGAACGUGCAAGGGCUCAGUGUUUGCUAAAAACCAACAGCCAGUUAGCCUGCUAGGAGAGGCAGUCAGGCACAGUGGAUAAGAGCUGUGGAACUAGGAAACCAGAGUUCCAGUUUCCCAUGCAACCACGUGAAGGUCCCUUGAGCGACAGUUGGGCCGGUCGCUAUCUCACCUGCAGCCUUGCCUACCUCGUAGGAUGUUGUGAGGGCAGGGGAACCAGGCCACCUUGAGGUCCUUGGAAGAAAGGUAAGGAUGUUUCAGUGUGACAAAUUAACAAAUUGUGCCAAAUUGGUGAAUAAAUAAAUAAAUGUGUGUUCCUGUGUUUCCAAAAGAUCCAAUCACUUAUUAUACAUCUUUGCACAUCGCCGUGAUGCGGAACAAGCCGGACAUGGUAGAGCUGUUGGUGCAGGAAGGUGCAGACAUCAACCGGAGAGACAGGGUUCAUGAAAGCAGCCCCCUAGAUCUGGCUAGCGAAGAGCCAGAACGCCUCCCUUGCCUAAAGCGACUUUUGGAACUUGGAGCCGAUGUCAAUGCAGUUGAUAAACAUGGAAAGACCGCUCUGCUGCAUGCUCUAGCCAGCAGUGAUGGGGUUCAGAUCCACAAUACGGAAAACAUUCGCCUUUUGUUGGAAGGAGGUGAGCUUCCUCCACCCACCCGCCCCACCAAGCCCUGCUGCUUCCUUUUCCAGGGGUCCAGAUCCAGUGCAAAACUAUCAGUGGUCUCAGAGCAGGAAUGUGAACCAGGGAUCAAGGCUGGCACCCUCUUGCCAGCACACAGCAUUCUCCCUAAAGCGACCUGCCUGGGUGGGCUGGAAUGAUAAAAGGGCAAGCAC
Molecule: messenger RNA, 864 nt
Organism: Podarcis raffonei (Aeolian wall lizard)
Lineage: Eukaryota; Metazoa; Chordata; Lepidosauria; Squamata; Lacertidae
Product: ankyrin repeat and SOCS box protein 6-like
Exons: 3
Coding region: 340-849 (169 amino acids)
Biological process (GO): protein ubiquitination
Cellular component (GO): BRCA1-BARD1 complex
Molecular function (GO): protein binding
Source: RefSeq, a predicted model, not a curated record